AAACCCGAAGAAAUGGCACAGAAACAGAGGGGGGUACAGGUAAGGUCUGCACCACCCAAGACCCAAAAUCUGUCCUUUGCCACUGCCCAAAGGCUCUCUCACCCCCCACCAGCUUACUUUCACUAAUAAUUUAGUAUAAGACUCCUCAACUCACAAGCUCAGAUGCCCCUCUUCAUUUCUUCUUAUUCUUCCAGUAUUACCCAAUCAAUCAUGGCUCAUUCCGCCAUCACUCAGGUCCCAGUUGCUGUCUCUAUCAACGCUGAUACAUCUCUCCCUAAAUCCGUGUUUAAGAGCAAUAAUGUGUCAUUCCAUGACAAAUCAUGGAGUUCUCGCUUAUCUUUGGACUUUAAAAUUGCAAUCUCACGGACAAGGGGUCGACCUGUGGUUUGCAUGUCAGUGCAACAGGCCAGCCAACCUAAGGUUGCAGUUUCACCUUUAAGCUUAGAAGAUGCAAAAGACCCACCACUGCAUUUGUACAAGAACAAGGAACCUUAUACAGGAACUAUAGUUUCUGUAGAAAGGCUUGUUGGUCCGAAAGCUCCUGGAGAGACAUGUCACAUUGUCAUCGAUCAUGGUGGCAAUGUUCCCUACUGGGAAGGACAAAGUUAUGGAAUCAUUCCUCCUGGCGAGAAUCCUAAAAAGCCUGGUAAUCCGCACAAUGUUCGACUGUAUUCUAUAGCAUCUACUAGGUAUGGCGACUUGUUUGAUGGCAAGACAGCAAGUUUAUGUGUUCGACGUGCUGUCUAUUACGAUCCUGAGACCGGAAAAGAAGACCCUUCAAAAAAAGGAGUAUGCAGCAACUUUUUAUGUGAUUCAAAGCCUGGUGACAAGGUCCAGAUCACAGGUCCUUCUGGUAAGAUAAUGCUUCUGCCUGAAGAUGACCCAAAUGCCACCCACAUUAUGAUUGCCACAGGCACUGGCGUGGCUCCUUUUAGAGGCUAUCUUCGACGUAUGUUCAUGGAGAAUGUUCCCACAUUCAAGUUUGGUGGCCUCGCUUGGCUUUUCCUUGGGGUCGCUAACAGUGACAGUCUUCUAUAUGACGACGAAUUCUCCAAGUAUCUCCGAGACUAUCCAGACAAUUUCAGAUAUGACCGAGCUCUUAGCAGAGAACAAAAGAACAGAAAUGGAGGCAAGAUGUAUGUCCAGGACAAAAUCGAAGAGUACAGUGAUGAAAUUUUCAAGCUUUUGGAUAACGGGGCACACAUUUACUUCUGUGGGCUCAAGGGGAUGAUGCCGGGCAUACAAGAUACAUUGAAGAGGGUGGCCGAGCAGAGAGGAGAAAGCUGGGAUGAGAAGCUCUCACAACUGAAGAAGAAGAAACAAUGGCAUGUUGAAGUCUAUUGAGAACCGCUUUAUUGAAACCUCUUCCGUAGUUAAUUCAGCAUUCUUCUUCUUGUAUUGGCAACCUGAAGUUGAACUCCACAAGUGCUUUAUAUAUUCUUGAUGAUGAAGAUGGCAUGAACGAAAUUAAAAGAACCCAUGGAUGUUGUGUGAAGACCUUUCUGCUCUACGAUUCUUUGUGUAUGUGCGUGUGAACAUGUUUCAGUAGUUGUCUUGGUUCUGCCAAUGAAAAUGCACUUGGCUUUUUAUAGUUAGACUAGUUUUUGUAUUUGUAAUAUGAUGCAGCAGGUAGUUUCUGAUCAGUUAUUGGAUAUGAGCUCCUGAAUAAAUUAUUAUCACAUGUCUUGGCCAA
Sesamum indicum (sesame) is the source of this 1693-nucleotide messenger RNA. RefSeq names its product ferredoxin--NADP reductase, root-type isozyme, chloroplastic. Gene Ontology annotation, molecular function: oxidoreductase activity. The record is from RefSeq and is a predicted model, not a curated record. Lineage: Eukaryota; Viridiplantae; Streptophyta; Magnoliopsida; Lamiales; Pedaliaceae.